Messenger RNA from Lachancea mirantina, 2118 nucleotides. NCBI's taxonomy places the organism in Eukaryota, Fungi, Ascomycota, Saccharomycetes, Saccharomycetales, Saccharomycetaceae. The record is from the annotation of a GenBank genome assembly.
AUGUCGACGGAUGAACAACCGAUACCCAAGACACCACCCUGGCAAUUAUCAAAUGCAGCGGAAGAACCGACCUCUCAGAUCCCGUCUCCAACAGUUUCAAAUUCGCCAAAGUACAAGAAGAGAGCGACGUCGCCAGCAAUUCCUUUCAGUCUGGAAGAACGCCGCAGCAACUCGGCAAAGUCAAGUUUUCAGGCAGGAAACGGAAGUUCUUCCCGUAUGACUGCAUUCUAUAAGGAAAACUUACGGGAGCUUAAUGAUCUCCAGGAGGAAAUGUUCAGGAAGAAGGUCAAGCUGGACGUAGCAAAAGAUGAACUCUCUGACCACAGAGACCAACUUAAAGCCCUAGAACUAAAGAUAGAUCGGUUAAAAGAGGACAGAUAUGUCAAAUCGCAGCAGAUAAAUCUCAAAGAUAACGAACUGAAAAAACUGAAAGAGGAGCAAGAGACGCGUGAAACGUUCAUGAACAAAGGACAUGAGCUAGAGCUACAGCAACUACACGCCAAAAAUGCAGCUGAAUUGAACUCUUUGUCCAGUGACUACGAGCUGAAAAUUGCAGAAUUGAAUCAUGAGAGGCAUCAGAAGCUCAUUCAGCGCAGAGACAUGCUGAUUACCGAGGUGAAAGCUGCAGAAAGAAACAUCGCGAAUAAUGGAUCAAUUUUGAGAGAUAUGCUUAAUGAGUGUACAAGUAAAGAUCGCCAACUUCGUGAAGACUGGUUAAGAGAGCACCAGACGAGCUGGAAAAAGAAAGUAAACCAGAACGAAACACUGAAGACUGAGGUCCAGCGGCUUGAAUCAAGAGUGACUAAUGAGCUUGAAAAAACUUUGAAAAAGAAGUGCUCAGCUUUGACUGAAAAAAAGGGAGUCUUAAAGGGGCUGGAAGAACGGUUAAAUGAAGCCGAGAAGGUUCACUCUGCAAUUGAAAAACAGAUGGACGAUUUGAAAUGCGAAGCGGCAUCCCUCACAUCCCGGAAAACUGAAUUGGAAACAUAUAUUACGACCUCUUCCUCCGAGCUGGUUCAAGUCAAUGAGAUUUUACUAAAGGAAGAAACAAUAAGACGUAAGCUGCACAAUGAGCUGCAGGAGCUCCGCGGCAACAUAAGAGUUUUCUGUCGAGUACGACCGCCUUUGGCCAACGAAGAAAAAGAUCUGUCACACUUUCGCGUUGAAGAUUUUGAUGAUAACGCGGGAACUCAAUCCAUGGAAGUCAAAAGAGAUUCUAAAGUGCAUCAGUUCAACUUUGACAGGAUAUUUGACGUACACGAAAGUAAUGAGGAAGUGUUUCAAGAAAUUGGCCAACUUGUUCAGAGCUGCUUGGAUGGUUAUAAUGUUUGCAUUUUCGCGUACGGUCAAACAGGAUCGGGUAAGACUUUCACAAUGCUCCAUCCUAAGGAUGGUAUUAUACCACUGACCCUAAAUCACAUCUUCGGCUGGAUCGAAAGACUUGAGGAAUUGGGUUGGAAGUACGAGAUAACAAGUGAGUUUGUUGAGAUAUACAAUGAAACAAUUCGAGACCUACUAAAAGAUAUCGAUUGUGAUAGCGAUGAUAACACAGAAAACUUUAAGCAUGACAUAAGGCACGAUCCUGAGACUCACACAACUCAGAUCACAAACAUUACGAAUUGUCUUCUUACAAAUAGAUCGAUGGUGGACGAUAUUCUCAAAAGAGCUUCCAGGCUUAGAUCUACGGCAGCCACAGCAGCUAAUGAACGGUCCUCUCGCUCUCAUAGCAUAUUCGUCAUAAAGUUAAAAGGCUCGAACGAACAAACAGGGGAGAUAUCCGUGGGAACUUUAAAUCUGGUCGAUUUAGCCGGCUCUGAAAGGGUAAGUGCCGAGCAACACAGUCCUGCAAGAAUGAGAGAAACCCAAAAUAUCAACAGAUCAUUGAGUUGCCUCGGUGAUGUAAUUCAUAGUUUGGGGGGUCGUGACGCCAAUAAAAGACACAUACCUUUCAGAAAUUCAAAGCUCACUUACCUCUUGAAAUAUUCAUUAAUUGGAGAGUCAAAAACGCUUAUGUUUGUCAAUGUAUCGCCAGCUUUGAAGAAUAUGAAUGAAACCCUAAAUUCUCUCAGAUUCGCGUCUAAAGUGAAUUCGACUAAAAUUAACAGAAAGAUCACCUAA